UGAUUUAGGAUAGGCAGAUGGACAUUUAGAUCUCUGACGCUAAAAUACAACAUAGAUUUUUGGGAAACCCCGAAAUCGUGUUUGUUCAUUAUGCCAUUUAUUAAUGUUUUAUUGAAACAUAUGAAAUCAAUAUAAUCUUUAUUUACUGAGGAUAAUUAAUAUUUGAUCAUCCAAAGAAUUGUUAGUUUAUCUCAGAUCUGCAGGGUUUUGUUUUCUGAACAGUUGGUCUGACCAGUAUUAAGCAUGCAAGCACCUGCUUUGUGUACCUGUAUCAGCUGAUUGACUCAUCCAUGCUGAGGUCAAUAAUAGAUGAUAAUGAAGCAAUGUCAGUAUUUUUUAUUUUGUGUUGUUUUAUUGGACAUUACUCACCAGCGGGAGAAACGAUCCAUUUAAAGUUGAUUCAGAUGUAAAUCAAUAUCAAUCUCCAAGAAAUUCCAUAUCUUCUUUGAUUUUACUUUGGAAAGGAUGCUUCUAACACAAUAUGGAAUCUAAUGUUGCUUUCGAGAUUUUUUUUAAAGGAGAUUAAAAAUGCUUAUGGACAAAAGAUAUUAUUUAUUGACUGAAUAACACCUUUUAUCAUGUUUAUUCUUUUGAAAGUACAAAAUAGUGUGUAUUGUGAUGGAAAAGUGUAUUGGAAUUCUUGAAAUAUCAAAGAUCAUGUUAACAAAUAUUGAUAUCACUGAAUGAAAACAUGAGGAUAUGAGCAGAUUGGAAAGAAAAUUUGAAAACAAUUGGGGAACUAGUUAAUUGUUUUAUGGCCUAUGUGGAGAUGUUAGAACAACUUUGGGUUAUACUUUUGUGUAAGACUGACAGAUCACCAACAAUUAGUAAAUCUACCAGGUAUAACAGAAAUGUAAGAGUUGAUGAAGAUGAUGAACCAUACAGAAAGAGUAGUACAGCAACCAUUAGAUCUGAAGGAACGGGAACAGUUUACUACAACAAGCAUGGUGGUAUCUUACAGUUGUAUGACAGUUCAGACAACAGUAGUCUGGAUUCACAUAGAUCAUCAAUGAUGAAAGUCAGGAGACUUUCUAGCACAUUUGAUGUAACUUCCAGAUUUCCUAAGCUUCAAGAAUGUGCACAUUUCCAUUAUGAUUUUGUUGAGCUUGGCAAAAUUAAGGUGUGUUUAUGUGAUGAGGAACAGGAGAACUAUCGACACAAUGGUGAAGAUUAUAUGGAGAGAACCUUUCUUAUCAAAGUAUACUCUAACCAGACGUCUUGGAAUGUCCGUCGUACCUAUAAAAACUUUCGUCUGCUGGACAGACAGUUACAUAAAUGUAUAUUUGAUAGGAAGUUUAGUCAGCUUGUUGACCUCAGUCAGCAGGAGGAAGGAUCGAGAACAUAUGAGGAGAUGGAGACAGAACUGAGUAGCUACUUACAGAGAUUUUCUAACAUUGCCAAUAGUAUGUUAAAUUGUGGUACCAUUCUGAACUGGUUUGAGUUGGAUAACCGUGGUAACAGACUUCUUGCCAUAGAUGACUCUGGAAUAAAUACUCCAGCAAUAGCUGCAGCACAUUCUGUAAAGAGAUAUACUGCACAGGCUGUGGAUGAAAUCUCUCUAGAGGUUGGAGAUAUAGUAUCUGUGAUAGACAUGCCUGCUACUGAGGAUACAAUAUGGUGGAGAGGAAAAAGGGGAUUUGAGGUUGGAUUUUUUCCGAGUGAAUGUGUUGAGUUGAUAGGAGACAAAGUUCCAUCAUCAGUAGAGAACAGAAUCCCACUCAAUAGUAGGCGACCCUUGGUCAGAAAACAUGGAAAGUUCUUAUCCUUCCUUCGAAUGUUUUUCACUACCAGGCCAGCCAGGAAUCAGUUGAAACAGACAGGGAUUGUCAAGGAACGGGUGUUUGGUUGUGAUCUUGGAGAACAUUUACUGAACUCUGGACAUGAUGUGCCUUUAGUAUUGAAAAGUUGUUCAGAAGUUAUAGAAGAGCAUGGCAUUGUAGAUGGUAUAUACAGACUCUCUGGUAUCACAUCUAAUAUCCAGAAACUAAGACUAGCAUUUGAUGAAGAUAGAGUUCCAGAUUUAAGGGCAGACAUUUAUUUACAAGAUAUCCACAGUAUUAGUUCACUACUUAAGAUGUAUUUUCGAGAAUUACCAAAUCCUUUGUUAACCUACCAGCUUUAUGAUAAAUUUGCAGAAGCAGUUCGAGAUGAAGAUAAUAAGUUAUGGAAGAUCCAUGAUGUUGUACAACAGUUACCUCCCCCUCAUUACAGAACUUUGGAAUAUUUAAUGAGACAUUUAGCAAAAGUUUCCACAAAUGGUAGUGAUACUGGCAUGCAUUCCAAAAAUUUAGCCAUAGUAUGGGCACCCAAUCUUCUCAGGUCUAAAGAACUGGAAUCCGGUGGAGGAGCAGCAGCUUUACAAGGUGUGGGGAUCCAGGCUGUGGUUACAGAAUGUCUCAUUGUUUAUGCUGAUCUCAUAUUUAGUGAUAAAUUACCAUCUUAUAGUUCUCCAGAGUUUACACAGUCUCGAAAAAAACCUAGACCAAAGUCAUUAGCCAUUUCUACACCAACAAAACUUAUUACAUUAGAGGAAGCCAGGGAGAGAGCUCUCUCUGCAAGUCUCCGUCCAGCACCACACAAGUAUAUAAAUGUAGGCGGUGGUCCGGACAAACUUCCUUCAAAAUAUCACACCGUAAUAGACCUUCCUGGAUACAAGAAAAGAAUGCCUCUAAGAGACAAUACUACUUCAAACUUGAAGGGUAAAAAGUCCCCAGGGAGUUGGCGGUCCAUUUUUACACGAUCAUCAGGGAGAGGAAGCAUAAAACUAAAAGGAGGUAAAGAAGAUGUAUUAAUGGACCUGGAAAGGAAAGCCAUCACCGAGGAAGAUGUCCAUAACUGGAAGAGAAGACGAUUACGUGUGGCUAAAAGUGCUGAAUCUCUGAUUAAUCUACCAAACAGAGAACAUAGACUCUCACGUCACUUUGAUGACUUUCCUAGAAUUAAUUCUUGUUCAGAUGAAGAAAUGUCUCCUAGAACUAAACACAAAAGAUCUGCUUCUACAGAGUCCCCUAGAUGUUUAAUGAAUGAUGAAUAUCCUAGUUUUAUAGAACCUGGGUCACGAGAAGUCCCUAUUGAUGUAGAAAUGGUUGAUGACUCUGGUUCAUCAAUUGAUAGUGGUAUGGAGGCUAGGAAAGAGAGGAAAACAGAAAGGAAGCAAUCAUUUGUACGAGGAGAGGAAAAAAGAAAACCAACUCACCGCAGAACCCCAUCAGGAUCAUCUACACCAAGAAAAGAAAAAGAUCUACCACCACCCAAGGAAAAAAAGGUGGUUACAAAACCUAUUGCUCAAAGUGAAAAACUACGUAGAAAAAAUGAAAUUAAUUUUGAAAAAGAAAAUCGUGAGAAAUUAGUGCAAAAAGUGGCCAAAAGUUUGAAAAAUGAAGAAACAAAAGUGAUUGGAUCACGUAGUCGACUUGAAUCAAUAGGGGAUAAGGAUAAAGAAAAGUUUGUCCUUCAUGUUGAUGAUGCAACUGUUUUUAAUUCAACUAGUCCAAAACAUUCAGACAACAAACAACGAAGUUCUGAGGAAAGGAAACUUCCGUUAUCUCCUAGUGCUGAAAAACUUAAGGAAACAUCUAAAGAUAAACAUUCAACAAAAAGUAAAAAAACUGUUCAGUCUAUAGGAAAUCUUCCAGAGAGUCCUGGAGCCAAACGUAAACAUUGGAUGAACACUUCACCUGCCACAUCCCCUGAUGAGGCACCAUCAGGGUUUUAUUCACCACACAAAUCAGAUAUUUCUGAACUGCUUUCAGAUGAUGAAAAAUCAAAACUUGCUAAAGAGUCACUGCCAAAGUUUCCUAAUCUUCAGGACAAUUUAAAUGACACAGGUCAUUCAAGGUCAGAUGUUUCGCCAGGUGGUUAUGAUAAUCUAGAUUCACCAUUUUCUUCAUCUGAUUUUCAACAUUUUGAGUCACGGACGACAUCUACAUCCAAAUCUGUAGUUUAUAAAACGCAUUCUUAUGAGGAGGAGGAGUAUGACAACUUACAUCCACAGCCAAAUUCUGUUUCCCCGCCAUUCUCAUCUAAAAUGUCAAAAUGUCUCAGUGUGCCGUCUGACAUUCAAAAAUCUCUGGAAAACUUGACAUCAGGAAGUCAGACUGAUUUAUUGUCGUCAGUGACGAUUAGUGAACUGUCGACAUCUGUGGAAAGCUUCAGUGUAAGUCAAAGUGAUGAUGCAGCUAAAGUACAAAAGAAAGGUCGUAGAAGUGCUUCGUUAGACAGUUUAAAUGAUACUGAAUCACCUUUAACACGAACAUUAAAAGAAAUAAAUGCUCAGAUUGACAAAGCCUUUAAAAAUGAAUCUGACAAAGGAAAAGCGAAAAAAGAAAAUGUAGAACAAGGAUCAAUGAAUGACACAUUUGAUUUCUCUUCAAGUUCUGUUGAUACAAUUAAACGUCAGUCUAGCAGUAGUGAUAAUCUUGAAUCUCAUGCCUAUACCGAUAGACCUGGAGCAGAAAUCCAGGUUGUUGAAACACCACAGUUAGUCAGAAAGGCUGUAAGACCAACACAUAUUGCACAAACAAAACUGGAAACUAAUAUUGAUGGUGAUUUAUUAAUUGAACAUACUAAGGAAUCAUCGAUUGAUAUCCAUCAAACAAAUAUAAGGACAGAAACUUCAGAAAAGGUCCACUUUGGCCUGUCUGAUGAAGAUAUGAUUAAUUUUGAAAGUUACAAAGCCGAAACUGGACAUAAAAUAGAUAUGUCUGAAGAGGAUUUUGAAUUUUUCACCAAACAGGCAAGAUCUAACCAAUCUUCAAAACGUCACUCAACUGCCUCUAGUUUAGCUAGUCCAAUGUCAGAUAUCAGUCCAAGUGAAUAUCGUCGCAAGAUUGUUAGUCCAUUGAGUGAAAGGACAUCACGAUGGAAAAAUGCUGAUAGGUCCGAUGGUGAACAUACAACACCUACUAACAGUCCUCCUAUAGCUCAGAGACUUAUGAAUGUCCGUACUCCAUCUCAAGAAAAUGUUCAAUAUAGUCCCCACAGUCCAUCAGCAAUUCAAAGACUUAAUAAGGAGGAAGUUUCUCAUGGUAGUCCAUCCAUUUCUCAUCGACCAAGCAAAGUACGAACACCAUCACAAGAAGAACUUUAUCAUGGAAGUCCCAUUACAAACCGACCAAAUAAAAUACGCACCCCAUCCCAAGAGGACUUAUCUUAUGCAAGUCCAAUAGCACACAGACCAAAUAAAAUCAGAACCACGCAAGACCCUACCAGUCCUCAAUCAAGGAGAUUUGUUCAAAAUCCUAUUUACACAGGACCUGCAAACACAUCACCAAACCUGCCAAAGAGUCCACCAGCUAAGCUUUUAAUAAAAGAUCAUUUAGCUGAUCCCCAACGACUAGAAACUGCAAUUGAUGAGACAUUAUUUCAGAAUGGGCAAUCAGAAGGGAAAGAAUCAGCUGAAAGACAUUUUGAAAAGUUAUUAUUUCAAACCAGUCAGAUGGUCGAUGGUGAAAAUGCUGUAGUUCAAAGUCCAAGGUCACCUAGACAACAACCAAGGUGGGAAGAUUUAGCUGGAUUGAAUCAAGAUUUUGUGUCUGUUACAAAAAAAGAUGGUCAGUCUCCGAAAUCUCAAAAAAUAGCAAGAAUUCCUCCUCAUGCAGCUCAUCAACAAAGUAUUGAAAGUCCUGAUGAUGUGCCAUUUGAUAAAAAAUUACAUGAUUUGUCUAAUUUUAGUGAACAAUGGAGAACUCAGUUAGCUCCUACAGGAGAUGUGUGUCGGUUAGGUAGCCAUGGAGAGAAAUUAAAUGAAAUACAAAAUUUAGAAACUAAAAUUGAAAUGGAGAGACCUUCUAUUCAAAAAUUGACAGAAAGAAUAAAUAAAAAUUAUGGAUUUGAAGGUGAAAGAACACUCAGAAGGUCGUCAACCAUAGCCGCAAUGGAACGUCUUGAGGAAUUUGAACCAAGAGUUCGUCAACGGACUCCUGAAUGUAGUACUGAUCAACAGACUUUGACAUUAGAGAAGCCAAUGAUAAAACGUUGUCAGACGGAAUCAAAUAUACCCCAGAUUAAACACUCCACUAUUGUCACUCAAGACACAUCCAGCAAUACAUCUUCAAGUGCUAAUUCUGAACCAAGUAACAUUGAAUAUGAACCCACUGACUUUGGUAAAGUGCUACGAACUAAGUUUGACAAAUCAAAAAGUGCUAUAGACAACAAAAAUGUUGCACCAGUAACUCUUCCACCUUCUUACCCUGUAAUGGCAAGUAGCCAGACUUGUCAUAAAGGAAGUAAAAUGGAUGCUCCAAUGGAGACGGCUAUUGAUGGACCGUACUUGAAUGACCAGCAGAUCAUGGCAGAAGUCAUGCCCUUUAAUUCUGUGAUAGAUGACAUUGACUUUAAUGAAAGUUGUUUUGGAAUUCCAACACAUCAAAAUUUGUCCAAUGAGAUGAGAGAAAAAAUUCAGGAAAGAUUAAAAGCAGAGCGUGAACAAAAUAGUGGAAACAUUCCAGAAAAUUUUGAUAAAAUGCAAGAUCCUUACAGCAACACAAGGAGUCCUCCACAAAAUGUCCACUUAAUGGAAAUAGAAACUCAUUUCUCUGAUGAUCCUUAUCAGUAUCCAGUGGCAACAGUACAUUUUCUGUCACAAGGUCCAAUCAUUCAUGCUUCACCUCAGGUCAUUCAAAAACUGGAUAAUUCUGAGGAAGCUGCUCAGAACGCUAUAAAUGCAGAUUUAGAAUUAAGCAUGUCUCUCAAGAAAAAUCCAGACAAUUUACCAAACCAAUGUCCUGGAAUUUUGGAAGCAGAAGUGGUGGGCGUGUCUCAUCAGUUAGUCUCACCUCAACAGGAUGUCAUCCGAAAUACAGGGUUAGAAAACAUGAAACUAGUGUCUCCAUCUAGUGGACAAAUGGAAAUGAAAAAGGAGAAAUCUGACUUACCAGAACUUGCUCCUCCUAGUCCAGAAUAUAUCGAGGAAUACAGAGAUGUAGUCGUUAAACGUAAAGUGCCACUUCAAACAAAAACAAAUAAUCCACCUACAGCAAUUCCUAAAUCAUUCUCAAAACCCCCAUUACACAAAGCCUAUAGUGUUGACUAUUAUAAAACUGAGUGUGUGGUGAUGGACUCAUGUGAUGAGGACACAAGUGAUGAUGUUUUCAUAGAUCACAAUAAAAUUAAAAGUAAAUCGGAUAUUACAGUUACAGUGCAGCAUAAUGUUAAACAUCAAGAUCCACGUGAGUUACAGAAUAUGCCAUUGACAUUCUUAUCAGAGACUCCCAGUCGAUCAUCAUUGGAUGAAUCUGCAUUAGAGAUGGCAUCAUCACGUCACGAGGAUUUUCUUCCAGAAGAGGAAGAUGAUCAGUUUAAUCAAUCACAUCAAUCCACAAAACUUCACAGUUUAAAAGAAAAAUUUGAAAAUGACAAUAGUUCUGAGGGUACAAAUUCAAAUGUGUGUUUCAGACAUGAAAAUUAUAACAGUGAAAGAAUAAAACAGGCAAAAUUUGGAUUUACGAGUCAGAGGUCAUACUCACAGACAGAGCAAUACUCCAGUGAUCUUUCUGAUUCUGGUAGUAAUUCAUUUUCUAGCCGAGUUUCUGGACAAUUGUGGCAAACGCCAGGAAGUAGAAGAAGUAUUUCUACCGAUUUAGGAUAUGAAUUUCGUCCGAAGAAAAUAGAAAAAGUAACAAUAGGAAUAACAAACUUUGGUAAGCCACCUAAACAUCGUGGGAGCUCCCGUGGAAGGGCUUCAAGUGAGUCAGCAAUGUCAGAGGCUGAAAUGACAAUAAGAUUUAGUAGUGCUAGAACUUCUCCCAAAACGGUUGUGGAUGGUUCACCUAAAUCAUUAAGAAAUUCCCCUAAAGUAUUACGACCUGAUGAAUUUUCCAGAGGAAAUAGAUCUCCACAGAGCCAAAGAAAUGUUGAUCUGUCUCUGAGAUUUGUAAGACAGAAGUCGGAGGCAGGAUCUCCUAAAAGUGUUAGACAUGUUAGCUUUAGUGAAAAUAGUGAAACGACACAUGUUACCGUAACUUCCCCGACAAACACUCAGACUGAAACUGUUAUCACUAGUGAAACACAAAAUAGAUUGAGUCAGUCUAUAACGUUACCUAUAAAUGGCUCAGAAAAUGUAAGUUUACGGGAAAAUACAAGUUCACGGAAAGUCGAAAGAAGAGGAAGUAUUAAAGAAUUGAUGCAAUUUUUUGAAGAAAAAACUGGUAAACGAGAAGAAAAUAUGCAAGAAGAGCUUCUAGCAACUUCUCAAUUAAGACAUUGUCCCAGAGUGAGAAGUGAAUCCCCAAAUUAUUGUCAAACAGAAUCUCGUAGAAAUGAAACAUUUAGACAUAGUUUAGAGAUUCCUUCAUCUAGUUCACAUUUAGAAGGUCUGGUUAGACCACAUCCAGUUAGACUUGGUCCAAAACCAUUCUAUGGUGCUAAGCAAUGAUGUUUAUUUUUCAUUAGCUCUCAUUAUUUUCUGUAUAUGAUUGUCACUUUGUUAUCAUAGCAACUGACAUCUAGUCAACAGUCAUCAUUUUAUAAAAUUUUCUUUUUUAAGACUUAUUCAUUUUCUUUUUCAUUAUUAAACUCUUCUACAGGAAUGGCAUUUAUUUUUACAGCUGAUUAUUAUUCCUGCCAAAAAUAUUUUUUUCUUUUUUACUGUUAUUUUUACAUACUAUUUGAUAUAAUAACUCCCAUGAAAUUAAUAAUAUAAUUGUAAUUCAGGUUUUGUAAAAAGAAAUAUUGAAUAUGAAAAAUGAAGAUCUUGAAAAGAUAUUUGAUAAUGACAAUUUGAAAUAAAUUUUAUAAUUUUUUUUACAAUUACUUAAAAAUAGAAAUGAUUUUAUAUAUUAUUCCAAAGAUUAACAAACAAUAUAUGUUAUAACAACCUCCAAGUUUUUUUUUAAAUCAGCCAAUUGCAUUAGUUCUAGAUAUUAAUCCAUAGACAAGUUGUUAUGGUGUUAGAAUGAAGUUAAUUCAAUCAGUUAUAGCUAUCACAAACGUUAGUGCUUUAAGGCAUCAUUUAUUUUUUAUACAUACACAAUUGUUACUGUUAUUUUAUAUACGUGUGUGUGUGUGUGUUAAUAUUUCUAGUCAAUUACCAGCUUGUUAUGUUAGUUUUCAUGUUGAUGUGCCAUUAAUUUGUCAUAACUAACUAAUUAAUAACAUUGAACAUAAUGUAUAUAUAUUGUCAAGGUACAUGUAUAUUAUAAAAUAUUUAUUUCCAUAUAAACAGGGUAUAUUAAUACCUGUAUUUUUCUGUGUCCUCCCACCUUUGUUAACUUGUAAACAAUCUCUUCAAGCCAGUAGUAUUUUAAACUAAUCUGUUAAAUAAUGUCUUUAUUAAAUCUUUAAUUUAAAAAAAUCUUGUAUAGAUCAUGAUAAUUUCAUCCCCAAAAGAAGUAUAUUCUUUCCCUAUUGCCCCAAAAAAUAUGUUACUUUAUGAUUUUCAUAACUUUUUUAUAACUAGCCAGUCUAAAUAAAAGUUCAUUUGAUUUUUCUAUUAUCCAAUAGCAUUUGAUUUACAAAAAGGAAAAUAAGCUUUACUCUGAAGAAAAUAAUGAAUGCAUAUCAGUAUCAAGAUAAGAAAAUAUUGUGUGUGUGCACAGUUUCAUCAGGAAAUACGGAAACCAAAAAAUCAAUAACCCG
Messenger RNA from Mytilus trossulus (common blue mussel), 9576 nucleotides. RefSeq lists its product as uncharacterized. Lineage: Eukaryota; Metazoa; Mollusca; Bivalvia; Mytilida; Mytilidae. The coding region runs from base 755 to 8374 and encodes 2539 amino acids. Gene Ontology annotation, biological process: small GTPase-mediated signal transduction. Gene Ontology annotation, molecular function: phosphatidylinositol binding; GTPase activator activity; protein binding. The record is from RefSeq and is a predicted model, not a curated record. The transcript is spliced from 20 exons.